Messenger RNA from Mytilus californianus (California mussel), 2315 nucleotides. RefSeq lists its product as uncharacterized. The coding region runs from base 196 to 2232 and encodes 678 amino acids. The record is from RefSeq and is a predicted model, not a curated record. Gene Ontology annotation, biological process: signal transduction. NCBI's taxonomy places the organism in Eukaryota, Metazoa, Mollusca, Bivalvia, Mytilida, Mytilidae. The transcript has 6 exons.
GAAACCAUCAAGAGACAUGAAAGACAUGUUCUAAAUUGUGUAGAUCAAAAGGAGGAAACCAUCAGAAAACAUGUGUCACACAGUUUUGUUCUCUCAAAUACAAAUACAAAUAUCCCAGAAUUACAUAGUCUCAAAGAAGCAAUAGUUAAUAUUACAUGCAAAAUACCAGAAGCAGAAAUCCUAGUUAGAUAUAAAAUGUUUGAAAAAUUAUUGGAUGAUAAACGAAAUACAACAGUGACUUUGAGUUUUGAUGAAAUCAAUCAGCUUGGGAAAGAAUCUGGUUACCCUGUACAAGAUAGACGUGAAAUUAAUCAGUUUCUCUCAUACCAGAAUGAUGUUAAAAAUGUAAUAUACCACCAGGAUAUUCCAGAAUGUGUUAUCAUUUCUCCCAACUGGCUGUACAGUGUCAUCAGACAACUUCUAACAGCUUUUCAUUAUGAAGGGGAGAAUUCAGAUUACAAGAAGAAAGGGUUAAUAUCCCUCGACCUUCUAAACAGAAUAAUUGAGGACACUAAGAGAAAUACCAAUCAAACCAAACAAGAUAUAAUCAGUAUACUCAUAAAAUUUGACAUAGUUGCCAUUGCAUGGAGAGCAGAUGAAUAUAAAGAAACAGCUACAUAUUGUUAUUACGUUCCUAGUGUAAUACCUGAAGAACAUACAGUAGAUUUGGUGACUUUGUUUGAAUCAGAAAGAAGAGGAAAAACAUCAUUCCUGUGCUUUAGUUUUGACUUUUUACCACCAUCUCUUAUAAAUCAUGUGAUGGUCAAAUUGUUAUCACAGUAUUCUAUCUGUGAGCAAAAUGGAAAUAUAGCACUUUAUUGUAGAACCUUGUUGGCAAAUUAUGAUAGAUAUGCUAAGCAGAAGCUAUAUUUUCUAUCACACAAAAAUGAACUGCUUAUCCAAAUUUGGUAUUAUGGUACUCAACAAAUUUCACCAUGUUUUCAGGGAUUGCGGACUAUAAUUGAAAGUACUGUUAGCAAUUACAAAGGCAGACAUAACAUGAACAUUGCCUAUACACACAUAUUGAGAUGUCCUGAUUCAAAACAUUCUGCCACUGAUGGUUGGGAUAUUUUUGAUACAUCAAGAAAAAAGACAUUUUAUUGUGUGGAUCAUAAAACCAAUUAUGAAGAUCUAUAUUCUACUUGGUUUACAGAUUCCAAUCAGACAGUUGAGCAUUCAGAAGCAGUAAAUAGAAAUCUUGAAUCACAAUUCCAGAGGGAGAGCAGACAGAGAGCAUCAGUGACAGUUUUAGGAAUACCUUCAAUUGUUUUGGACAGUACAACCUACACGAUUCAAAAAGGUGAUACACUAAGACUCAGAUGUCAAAUUGAAUCAAGAAAAUCAAUGCCAGUUGUUAAAGUGAUCUGGUGGAGAAAAGUCAAAAGUAAUGAUGUAAAAGUACCAGUUCAAAAUGUUAUGAAGUACAGGGGUGGAACAAGGACUAUUCCUUCAUUGACUAUACUAGAUGUUAAAGAUGAUGACAAGGGAUCGUACUGGUGUGAGGCAAUUAACAGUAUUGGUCCAUCUUUUAGUGAAACUGUUGAAGUAAAUGUUGAAGCAGAAAAUCCAGUCCUAAUUGAUAUACAUGAAGAAGAAAAUUUUAUCCUGGCUCCUAAUAAUGGUUCAGAUAAUCAGAUAUCAAGAUCAAGUAACAAAGAUAAUUUUUAUUUAAUAGAAGAAAAUACAGAAAUCACAGAUACAAAGAAUGUUGAAAUCCAUCAACCUUUCUCUGAGGGAAAAAAUGCACCAAGUCAGAGGGAUAUAAAAAAGGCAGUAUUAGAUGCUGUUAUAUUGAAUGCUGAAAAAGAUCAAGAGGUGGCAACAGAAUUUAGAAAUCAUCUCAAGGAAUUUAUACCUGACAUUGCUGUAGAAUUAUUGAAAGAGUUUGUUAAACCUGGUGUUACACAUCUACAGAGUACUAAUGAAUUAUUCAAAUCUGCAAGAUUUGUUUUGAUACUAGUAACAGAAAAUUUUAAACUUAGCAUGCUUGACAGAUACAUUGGUGAGAAAGUGCUAAUUGAGUCACUCAAUGAUUCUGAAAAACUUUUCCGUGUAAUACCAGUAUCAGUAGAUGGUCCUCUAAAUAUGCCAUUUGAAUUAAUGCCUUUAAUUGCAAUUCAGUUUUACCAUUUCCAAAUGGCAAAAAAAGAAAGAAGGGAUGACAGCAUAUAUAUUAAGACACUAAAGAGUCUUUUCCUGCAUGGAAGAGAAAACUAUUUGAAAGAGUCUUGAUUGUAAAAUAUUGCUUUUUGUAACUGAAAUGUAUAGCCAAGUGAUGGUUACAUAUGGCUCAUAUAACUAUAAAACAUCUGUUU